CUGUACUCUGAGAUGGGGGCAGCUGUGUGUAUUCUGAGGGGGUGUCUUGUAUGGGAUUGUAUGAUGUUGGCAGUGUGUAUAAAGGCUGUAUUACAUAGGCAGAAUUUACAGGCGAUAAGGAAGGAAUCGCUUGCUGAGGAGACGGCUCCUAUUACAUGCAGCCAUCUUGUUCACACCACCGCUAUUUGUUUCUGUUCUGCUCCGUUAAAUGAGCAGAACAGCAAAAAUAGCGGAAGUUCUGGGUGGGGCACGUAAGAGUGUGUUUUUGUCACCAUAUACAUUGUCGGACGGCUCAGACAGAUGCCGUACUGUGGCCUCCGGCACCUUGGAGUUCCAUUGUAAAAAGUAAAGUAUAGUUGUUGUUUUUUGCAGGAGGGGAGAGUGUGGUGUACCACUGUUGCAGUUUGCAGUUUUCCUUCCUGAAAAACGAUGUAUAGGCUAACGUGUGUGUAUAUAUAUAUAUAUAUAUAUAUAUAUAUAUUUUUUUUUACACUAUGGUACCCUAUGGUGAUGGAUGCCACAGUAUGGCGUCUGUCUGAGGCACCUGCUAACAUAUAUACAUUUUUUGGGGCGUACAUUAAAUGUAUGACAAAAAUGUGACGUGAACCCGGCCUAACUGACAGGGAAGAAGCUGAACAGACCCCGCCGACUGUGAUGGAGUCCGUUCAGUUUCCAUUCGGGAUCUGACUUUAUACCAGACAAAAAGUGCUGCAGACAAGGCUUUUUUUUUGUCUGUGAUGGAAAAAUGAAUCCAGCCAGCAGUGGAGGCAACAUGGAGAAUCACAGUACAUUAAUAACACAUUUUUGAAUUGAGACCAUGCCCUCGUGCAUAAUAAAGGGUUGUACGAACACCUGGAGGGACAAAGGGAAAAAUAUGAUAAUGCAUGUUUUUCCGAAAGAUCGGGGAAUUGUCCGUAAAUGGAUUGAGCAGGCUCCCGAUCGUUUUCCCAACGUAGAAGAAUGGGUUGAAAAAAUCAUGGAUUCCAAAAAAACACAUGACAAUUACCGAUUGUGCUCUAAGCACUUUGACUUUUUUGCUUAUGAAGAAGGUGGCUUACGUAAAAAAUUACGUCCAGACGCUGUGCCCACCAUUUUUCCCAAAAAACUUGACCGUACACAGGAUUCGUCAGAUGCAACUGCAGGGACAGCGAAAGAAAGCCAAUCAACCUCGGAAUCAUUCAUGAGUUCGGACUCGCGAUUUGCUACCUCUUCUGCAAAUAUUUCUGAAGAAACAGUCAGUGGAGAAACUCAAGUUGCAGCUGUAACAGUGCCCACGUUACCGACUACGCCAUCUGUGAGAAGGAGACCUAAGAAAAAGGUUGCAAAUGUGCCUACUACCCAAGUUAGGUCAGAUGCUGUUAUUUCAACUGGUAACGUAAUUCUGAUGGGCGAAAUGAAUUUGCUUGGAAACACGAUACAACUGGACCUUCCAUUGACUGCUACCGUAACAGAUAUGGAUGCUCAGAUUGCUAGUCUGAGUCAGCCAUCAAAGGAGGAAAAAUCGACCAAUACAGACUUGUACUGGUCGAAAGAUCACAAUAAAUUUGUUUUAGAUACCAGCUUUGGUAAAAAAGUCAAUAUUGGUAUUCAGACGACAAAAAUUUACCAUCAACAACGUGGCACACAGUGCCGUUUAUUGGCGGACCCGGUCAAAAUUGGAAAGGCACCUGUUUCUAGAGAGAGGCCUGCCCUGUGGCACACAAGAGCAGAAGUAUACCAUGACCGGAUAAGGAAGGACCGAGCAUGGAAAAAAAUCGGCAAAGAGUUGCUACCAACAGCAUGGGACUCUGCAUCAGUGUCCAAGAAAGAAAAAAUAAUCCAGCAAAUAAAAAAAAGAUGGAAUACUUGCCGGAACCAAUUCCGGAGGAAAUUAAAUACGAGAGGCAAGAAGAAGAAGCCAUAUAUGUAUACCCGAUACCUUCAAUUUCUUAAACCAAUAAUGGAUUUAAGAAGAACUGUGGACAACCUAUCGGACAAUUCAAAUUCACAAGCACCAUCCUGCGAAUUGGAUGACAGACCAGGACUGUCCACAAAUACCCAAGCGAAAAUUGAACAGCCUGUGGCCAUGGGGGAAUCUUCUGUGUCUUCAGUUUCUCUCCUUCACCAGCCUCUGCAGGAAAGAUCAGAGAUUCAUGAAGAGGUCCAGGAUAAUAAUCCAGAAGUGGUCCAGGCUAUUCCAGAACCAGUCCAGGCCAAUCCUGAACCCAGCCAGCAACAAAGAGCAGCACCUGUUAGCCAUUCUUCUGGCAGACGAGGCCGAAAGGUCAUGGAGUAUCUAAACCGGAAUCGGUCUGACGCCAAGGAAGAAGCAACUUUAAAAGGGCUCGCUCCUUCCUUGUGCCGUGUGCCAGAAGAACGGCAAACACGGUGCCUUUCUGCAUUGGCCAUGGUAAUUGAUGAAUUUACGGGGCCUGCAGAGCCACAUGAAGUGCAUCACUUCUUAGAAAAAAGCAGAGACAAAAGAUUAAACGUAAUAACUCCUCAUUCCCGUCUUAACAGACCGGACACCCCAAUUUUGCACACCCCUGGCCCAUAUUCUAGGGAAUUAUUUGAAUUAUAACGUUUUAUUUAAACAAAAAGAUAUUAUCUUGUUA
Bufo gargarizans (Asiatic toad) is the source of this 2594-nucleotide messenger RNA. RefSeq lists its product as uncharacterized. Lineage: Eukaryota; Metazoa; Chordata; Amphibia; Anura; Bufonidae. Bases 818 to 2560 code for a protein of 580 amino acids. The transcript has 5 exons. Gene Ontology annotation, molecular function: sequence-specific DNA binding. The record is from RefSeq and is a predicted model, not a curated record.